This is a messenger RNA of Hyla sarda, 1100 nucleotides long. RefSeq lists its product as uncharacterized. NCBI's taxonomy places the organism in Eukaryota, Metazoa, Chordata, Amphibia, Anura, Hylidae. The coding region runs from base 66 to 782 and encodes 238 amino acids. The record is from RefSeq and is a predicted model, not a curated record. The transcript has 3 exons.
GCAGCUACAUCCACCGCUCUGUUAUCUGUGCUCAGGUACUGCAGCUACAUCCACCGCUCUGUGUUAUGUGCUCAGGUACUGCAGCUACAUCCACUGCUCUGUUAUCUGUGCUCAGGUACUACAGCUACAUCCACAGCUCUGUUAUCUGUGCUCAGGUACUGCAGCUACAUCCACCGCUCUGUUAUCUGUGCUCAGGUACUGCAGCUACAUCCACCGCUCUGUUAUCUGUGCUCAGGUACUGCAGCUACAUCCACCGCUCUGUGUUAGUGCUCAGGUACUGCAGCUACAUCCACCGCUCUGUGUUAUGUGCUCAGGUACUGCAGCUACAUCCACUGCUCUGUUAUCUGUGCUCAGGUACUGCAGCUACAUCCACUGCUCUGUUAUCUGUGCUCAGGUACUGCAGCUACAUCCACUGCUCUGUUAUCUGUGCUCAGGUACUGCAGCUACAUCCACUGCUCUGUUAUCUGUGCUCAGGUACUGCAGCUACAUCCACUGCUCUGUUAUCUGUGCUCAGGUACUGCAGCUACAUCCACUGCUCUGUUAUCUGUGCUCAGGUACUGCAGCUACAUCCACCGCUCUGUUAUCUGUGCUCAGGUACUGCAGCUACAUCCACAGCUCUGUGUGCACACAUUAGUCUAAGACGGUCUGGCAUCUUUAAGAUGGCAGCGUCUUCUUGUGACAUCACAGCUAGUGAUUCUCAGUGUUGCAAAAAUUCAACCUGUAGAGCUUUUCAGUCUCAGGUCUCAUGUGACUUUGCAAACACUGAAUCACCUACUUUCUGAACAGUGCAACUCAAAUAGUCACACAACAGCAAGUUGCAGACACUUCUUGGGUUGUAUAUUUUGCUGUGUAGCCUUAUCUGGAUGUAUAACUGAGAGGUAACUUUACUUUGGAGGUUGAAAAAUGAAUUAUGACUGGAUACAUUUUAGUUUUCUGUUUUUAUGUGCAAAAUAAUUUUUGUUUUUGUUUUAUUGAGCAUCUACCCUGCUGGUGAUUAUACGAAAGUGUGAUAAUGCUAACAAUAAAGCACUAAAAUGGAGACUGAGCACAUGCAUUUCUUUCACAGUAUAAGUAGUUGUCUUUAUAACCAUGUAAACACU